AUCUCCUACUGUACGGCAGAUAAAACACAGGACAAGGUGUUUGCCUACGUUUCCCAGAUUCAGUUCAACGAGACGCUCGAGUGCCACGCCUUCCUCUGUCACAAGAAGAAGAUCGUAAGUGACAAGUGGGGCACUAGUUCAAAACACUUUUCACUUUCCAUCACUGUUGAUAAGAUUUGAUAAUGAUCCCAGACACAUUUUUUAUUUUUUUUUGCAGACGCUCUUAUCCAGAGCGACUUACAGUUUUUAGUGAGUGCAUACAUUAUUAUUUUAAAAAAUCAUACCCCCCGUGGGAAUCGAACCCACAACCCUGGUGUUGCAAACACCAUGCUCUACCAACUGAGCUACAUCCCUGCCGGCCAUUCCCUCCCCUACCCUGGACGACGCUGGGCCAAUUGUGCGCCGCCCCAUGGGUCUCCCGGUCACGGCCGGCUACGACAGAGCCUGGAUUCGAACCAGGAUCUCUAUACACAUGGCUGAAUAUCAGAAUUAAACACCGAUGAAGUAAAAUGUUAAUUUCUAUUGCUUUUAUAAGGCACCAGGGAAACAUUACACGAGAAGUUACCAAUUAUUAAAAUAGUGUUUCCAAUGCAGAACAAUAUGUAACUCUGUGUUGUUGUUGUUUUUAAUCGCACUGCUUUGCUUUAUCUUGGCCAGGUCGCAGUUGUAAAUGAGAACUUGUUCUCAACUGGCUUACCUGGUUAAAUAAAGGUGAAAUAAAAUACAAAAUAAAAACCUUGUGUUAUACUCUGUGGUUUCCGUGGUUUCCAGGCUCAGGCUGUGACUCUAACGGUCGCCCAGGCCUUCACAGUAGCGCUGGACCUGUGGGAGAUCGUUUAGGAAGGUCAGUAUUAGGGUGAAUGUCAGUACGUUCUCCACCUGAAACGUUGGCACAAAAAAUAAACGGAUACUUUCCAAGCUUGUUUUCUUUGAACUACAAUUUUCUGAGGUCUGACAGUUUUUUUCUUCUCCUUUCAGACAAAAGUCAGAAGGCCAGGAAGUGCUGCUCGUCUUCUGUCAGAGAUGGACAGACAGAGACUACAAACACACACAGUGUCUCAGGUAGGUCAACUUAAUUUGUAGUACUCUUCCUGUAAUGAUCUUGACAUCUAUUGGUCUAUAAACCUUUGCUGCUCAACCCCAGUACUGCAGGGCUCCAGACCUUCAGACGCCCACAAGUAGUUAAGUUAUUUAAGCUCCUCCUCUCUCCUCCGCACCUUCAGGGACCUGGCCUGAUCAGUGCUCUCUCGCUCUCUCGCUCUCUGCGUCGAUAGAUAGUCGCCGUGGCUAGUACGAUUUAAGAGAGAGGCGGCGAGCGGACUCUCUGAGCGAGGGAGAGAGGACGCGAGGGAGAGAGAGAGGAGAGAGCGAGAGUCGAGCGAGAAGAGCUCUAGAGGAGGGCGCAGCUCGGAUCUCUCUCUCUCUCUCUCUCUCUCUCUCUCUCUCUACUCUCUCUCUCAUUCUCUCUCUUCGUCCCUUCUCGACCUACUCUCUCCUCUCUCUCUCUCUCUCAUCUCUCUCUCUCUCAAUUUCAAUUUCAAUGUAAGGGCUUUAUUGGCAUGGGAAAUUGUGUUAACAUUGCCAAAGCAAGUGAAGAAGUGAAGCUAGAUAGUAAAACCAAAAGUGAAAUAAACAAUAACUAUUACAGUAAACAUUACACUCUGAAGUUUCAAAAGAAUAAAGAACAUUUCAAAUGUCAUUCUUAUGUCUAUAUACAGUGUUGUAACAAUGUGCAAAUAGUUAAAGUACAAAUGGGAAAAUAAAUAAACAUAAAUAUGGGUUGUAUUUACAAUGGUGUUUGUUCUUCACUGGUUGCCCUUUUCUUGUGGCAACAGGUUCACAAAUCUUGCUGGCUGUGAUGGCACCACUGUGGUUUUUUCACCCAGUAGAUCGAAGGGAGAGUUUAUCAAAAUUGGGUUUGUUUUACAAAUUCUUGUGGAUCGCUGUAAAUCUGAAGGAAAAUAUAUGUCUCUAAUAUGGUCAUCACAUUUGGCAGGAGGUUAGGAAGUGCAGCUCGGUUUCCACCUCAUUUUGUGGGCAGUGUGCACAUAGCCUGUCUUCUCUUGAGAGCCAGGUCUGCCUACGGCGGGGCCUUUCUUCAAUAGCAAGGCUAUGCUCACUGAGUCUGUACAUAGUCAAAGCUUUUCCUUAAGUUUGGGUCAGUCACAGUGGUCAGCUAUUCUGCCCACUGUGUACUCUCUGUUUAGGGCCAAAUAGCAUUCUAGUUUGCUCUGUUUUUUUGUAAAUUCUUUCAAAUGUGUCAAGUAAUUAUCUUUUUGUUUUUUGAUGAUUGGUUGGGUUAAUUGUGUUGUUGUUGUUGUUGUUGUUGUCCUGGGGCUGUGUGGGGUCUGUUUGUGUUUAUAAAACAGAGCCCAGGGACCAGCUUGCUUAGGGGACUCUUCUCCAGGUUGGAAUUCUCUGUAGGUGAUGGCUUUGUUACGGAAGGUUUGGGAAUCACUUCCUUUAGGGGGUUGUAGAAUUUAACGGCUCUUUUCUGUAUUUUGAUAAUUAGGGGGGGUAUCGGCCCUAAUUCUGCUCUGAUGCAUUAUUUGGUGUUUUACGUUGUAAAAGAGGAUAUGGUUGCAGAAUUUUUUGAGCUCAGCGAAGAGAGAGGAGCGAGAAGAGGAGAGCAGGAAGCGAGAGAGAGAGAGAGAAGACGAGAGAGAGAUGAGAGAAAAAACGAGAGAGACGGAUAACUAUAAGACGAGAGAAACAAGCCGAAGAGAACAAUAGCUAGACCAUCCUUCCCUCUAGCUCUCUCGUAUCUCUCGCCCCUCUCUAGUCUCUCUCCCUCACCCUCUCUCCUCUCUCGAUCGCUCUCUUCUCACCUCAUCUAUCUCUCUCUCUCGCUCUCUCUCUCUCUCUCUCUCUCCCCUCUCUCUCUCUCUCUCUCUCUCCUCUCUCUACUUUUCCUCUCUCUCUCUCUCUCUCUCUCUCUCCUCUCUUCCUUCUUCCCUCUCUUCUCCCCCGUCUCGACUCGCCCACCUCUGAAAAAAUGACGCCAUCUUCUCCUUCCUUCACUUUCCCUCUCUCUCUGUACAAAUCAGAGGAAGCAAACAAACCGCCCGGGAAGCAGACCUGAGACGGCCUUUCAUGUAUAGCCAUCAAUAAACAAAAACCCUAAACGACCAACAAAAUCGUCUCCUGGGUAAGUUGGACUGUUCAAGGCAUUGUUGAUGAGAAGGAUCAUUAUCAUAAUUGAACCCCCUCAACAAUAGUAUACCUCAUGGAUUGAGAUUUGGGACUGCAAGUAUAGUUGAUGAAGGAUGUAGUGGCAAUGGAAUGAACCCCAUAGAAAGGAUGGACCUCCAGUGUAGUUGAGAUGGAAGACCUCCAGUGAGUAGUAUGGAAGCCUCCAGUGUAGUUGAGAUGGAAGACCUCCAGUGUAGUUGAGAUGGAAGACCUCAGUGUAGUUGAGAUGGAGACCUCCAGUGUAGUGAGAUGGAAGACCUCCAGUGUAGUUGAGAUGGAAGACCUCCAGUGUAGUGGAUGGAAGACCUCCAGUGUAGUGAGAUGGAAGACUCCAGGUAGUUGACAUGGAAGACCUCCAGUGUAGUUGAGAUGGAAGACCCCCAGUGUAGUUGAGAUGGAAGACCCCCAGUGUAGUUGACAUGGAAGACCUCCAGUGUAGUUGAGAUGGAAGACCUCCAGUGGUAGUUGAGAUGGAAGACCUCCAGUGUAGUUGACAUGGAAGACCUCCAGUGUAGUUGAGAUGGAAGACUCCAGUGUAGUUGAGAUGGAAGACCUCCAGUGUAGUUGAGAUGGAAGACCUCCAGUGUAGUUGAGAUGGAAGACCUCCAGUGUAGUUGAGAUGGAAGACCUCCAGUGUAGUUGAGAUGGAAGACCUCCAGUGUAGUUGACAUGGAAGACCUCCAGUGUAGUUGAGAUGGAAGACCUCCAGUGUAGUUGAGAUGGAAGACCUCCAGUGUAGUUGAGAUGGAAGACCUCCAGUGUAGUUGAGAUGGAAGACCUCCAGUGUAGUUGAGAUGGAUAUCCUCCUCUGCUGCUAUAGGCUUUAAAUCAUUGUUGAAACUACGGAGCAAUGCUCUUUUUCUUACAUGCUGUAGUGCAAGGGGAUCUUUUUUAAAUCUUCAUAUACCAUAACAUUGUUAAGGGGUAGAGGGCGCCCAUAAGUACUAGUUUACGCUUCACAAAUCCUAAACAUCACGUUAUGAUAUUGUACCCUGUAAGGUGCAUAUUCUACUUCAUUGGUGGGCAACCCUUGCUGGUGUGCCGCAGGUACCGCAGGAUUUUGUCCCAACUAGGCACCACACCUGACCAACUGAGCUAAUUGAUCCGUUCAGUGAUUGGCUAAAUUCAACACACCUGGCCUUCCAUGUUGGUUAAAUGAUAAACAUGAAGUGCCUGCAGCACUCCAGGACCAGGUUUACCAACCCCUUACUCCAAACACAAGAGCAGUUACCAUUAUGCAGCUGUGUUGGCGUAUACUCACCACUAGAUGGCAGCCUUUCCCUGUGAAUGCUACCAUAGACCAAGUCCUGCCUGCUCUAAUGGGUUAAAUACUCCACCUCAUCUGAUGCACGUCUUCUUUUUCUCUACUGAUUGGAAUCUUGGUAAAUCCAUAAAAAAUAUGCACAAUUUGUCAGCUGCCACAAACCAGUAGAAUAUUAUUGACAAACAAAUAUUGAUGUUAAAUAUUGAUAUACAGAUAUAAAUUGAAAACUGUCUGAGCUGGGAUACAUCUAUGCAGCGCUUGGUAAAAAAAGCAUCACUUCAGUAUAUAACUGAAGCUAUAUCGAAGGUAAUGACAAAUUGUUGCUGAUACACUGAGGAGGUGUACGCAAUAGAUACUGGUUUCUACAGUAGUGUAGGUUAUAUCGCCUGCACAUUGAUGCAUACUGCAGUACAGUCUCUUGGUACUGUUUCUAUUCACAGGAAGUGGAGGAUGACCUCGAUGAUGCAUUCUCA
Messenger RNA from Coregonus sp. 'balchen', 4929 nucleotides. NCBI's taxonomy places the organism in Eukaryota, Metazoa, Chordata, Actinopteri, Salmoniformes, Salmonidae. The record is from the annotation of a GenBank genome assembly.